UCUGCGACAUGCACAGUUGAUUUGUUUGGCUCAGCGGUGUUACACUAAUUGCUGCUGGAUUUCAGAUCCCAGCGUCUCUAACUAGUGGUUAAAACCUCUUGAGUAGGUAUGUCAGUAACAUGCUGCUGUGACAUUCUUAGGGGGUGGAGAAUUACUGCUGGGCAUGUCUCUCUCUCUCUUGGAUCCAGCAUUGUGCAUUCAGAGAUGUGUGAAGUCGGCGGUGAGUGCUGCCGAAGGGAGAGAUUCAAGGGCAACUAAUUGCCUGCUUAGAAAAGCUCUCAUCCCACAAGGGGAGAAUUGCUGCUGCUGCUGCUGCUGCUGCUGUUCUUGCUGCCUAGAACACUCACCAGCAAGAUCAUCAUGACAGAGGCAAGCAACAGAAAAGAAGGAUUUAAAAAAUGUCGGAGUGCCACCUUCAGCAUUGAUGGCUAUAGCUUCACAAUUGUUGCAAACGAGACGGGGGACAAGAAUGCUCGGCCGCUUUCAAGAUUCGCCCGGUCGAAAUCUCAGAACUGUCUGUGGAAUACCAUUAUUGGUGGGCUUACAGAGAAUCUUAAGGAAAAACAGAAGCCAACCAUUGUCUUUGACCCAAGACCUCCUGAAGAAAUCUUAGCAGAGGAGCUGCCGGCUGUGGAGAGUCCCGAAGCGCUUGUGAAAACUUCAUUCAGGUUACGAUCUUUGGUGAAGCAGCUAGAGAGAGGAGAGGCUUCCGUUGUUGACUUGAAAAAGAACUUGGAAUAUGCUGCUACAGUGCUUGAAUCUGUGUACAUUGAUGAAACCAGGCGUCUGUUGGAUACGGAAGAUGAACUCAGCGAUAUCCAGUCAGAUGCUGUGCCCUCGGAAGUACGGGAUUGGCUGGCUUCUACUUUCACACGGCAAAUGGGGAUGAUGCUGAAAAGGAGCGAGGAAAAGCCACGAUUCCGAAGUAUUGUGCAUGCAGUUCAGGCUGGGAUAUUUGUGGAGAGAAUGUACAGACGGACAUCCAAUAUGGUUGGACUUAGCUACCCACCAGCUGUCAUUGGAGUGCUAAAGAACGUAGACAAGUGGUCCUUCGACGUAUUUGCACUAAACGACGCUAGUGGGGACCAUGCACUGAAAUUCAUUUUCUACGAAUUGCUCACACGUUAUGAUUUGAUCAGCCGCUUCAAGAUUCCAAUAUCUGCUCUUGUCUCCUUUGUGGAAGCCCUGGAAGUUGGGUACAGCAAGCAUAAAAAUCCAUAUCACAACCUAAUGCAUGCCGCAGAUGUCACACAGACUGUUCAUUACCUCCUUUUUAAGACAGGUGUAGCGCACUGGUUGACAGAGCUGGAGAUCUUCGCUAUGAUCUUUGCGGCUGCCAUCCACGACUAUGAGCACACUGGAACCACAAACAACUUUCAUAUUCAGACACGGUCAGAUACAGCCAUUCUUUACAAUGAUCGGUCUGUGUUAGAAAACCAUCACCUCAGCGCGGCGUUCCGCCUUCUGCAAGAUGACGAGGAGAUGAAUAUCCUGUCUAACCUCUCAAAGGAUGAUUGGAGAGAAUUUAGGACUCUGGUGAUUGAGAUGGUGUUGGCCACAGAUAUGUCCUGUCACUUCCAGCAAAUCAAAGCCAUGAAGAAUGCGUUGCAGCAGCCAGAAGGAAUUGACAAACCGAAAGCCUUAUCGCUGAUGUUGCAUACAGCCGACAUCAGUCAUCCUGCCAAGGCAUGGGACCUCCAUCAUCGCUGGACCAUGUCCCUGCUAGAGGAGUUUUUCAGACAGGGUGACAAAGAAGCAGAGCUAGGGCUUCCCUUUUCCCCUUUGUGCGACCGUAAAUCCACCAUGGUCCCUCAGUCUCAAGUAGGUUUUAUUGAUUUCAUUGUGGAGCCCACUUUCACUGUGCUGACUGACAUGACAGAGAAGAUUGUAACACCUCUCAUUGAGGAAGCCUCCCACUCUGGCAUGACAGGGUUUAGGCGUUCCAGUCUGAAUAGCAUUAGCCCUUCAGAAGUUAAAAGAUCAAGUGUCAAGAGUACUGGGUCAGAAGGAAGUGCCUCUCUCAACUGCUCCAUUCUCACUGUGGACUUCAAAGGUUUCAAAAGCACCUGGACUGAGGUGGUGCAACAAAACCGGGAGAAGUGGAAAGCACAAGCAACCAAAGAAGAGAAAGCCAAGAAAGAGGCCGAGGAGAAUGCUCAGCAGGGAACGGAUGACAAGAAAACGGAAGAAAGCGAAGGGAAAAAGCCGGCUGAGGAAACCACUGCCCCCAAGCCAGACAGUAGUAAAGAAGGCAAUUCGGGAGAAAGCAAGAGCACGGAAGCCAGCAAGACUAAUGUGAAUGGGACUCGCCAAACGGCUGGCAGCAAACAUGAAGCUUCUCAAGGAAAAAAUCCAACUCAGGUGGAAAAGGAGUCGGAGUCCAAGGCGACGGCAGGAGAACAAAAGCGGCUUGUACAGAAUGAUACAGAAGAGUAAAAAACAAAACCACACAUAUUGUAAUCAAAAAGGGACUGCAAAUUUCUUUCACCAUUCUAACUGAUCUCCUUCCACAAAGACCAGUUUUUGGGGGAGGACAUUAUGCAGCUUUUAAAGCGCCUGCUUCUUCUUGCUCCUCUCACUGGCUACUUCACAGUCAAUGACUUUGGGGGUUUUCAUUUUGGGACUUUGGGGUUUGUUUGUUUUUUUCUUUCCUUCUUCAUGUAAGUUUUUUUGGGGGGUUUGUUUUUUUAAAAAUGAAGUUUCCCCUUUGCAAAAGGACUCUUCAUUUGGGACUUGCAGAUCAAGCAAAUGUGAGACCUUUGGAGUCGCAGCUUGCAAAAAAAUAUAUUCUGACAUGGUGAAGCAGAGACUUUGGCACAUCCGUGGAAAGAGACUUGGGGGAAAACACAGUUGUUUCCAUGAGUUGUUGUAAUGCACCAAGAAAGGAAGAGGAAAGAAGAAACCUUUAAUUGUCUAUUUGAAAGCCAUGAUUUAGAGCACUGGGGUAUCUGCAGAUUCUUUUUUUUAUAUAUCUAAAUAAAAAGAAUUCUGGCUAUUUUACAAAUAAGCAAAUUGCCGAAUUCCUAGACAGCUUUAUAGUAUUUUUCAAGGAAAAAAAAUACAUUCAAUAGAUUUCAUUUGCUGGACGUCUCCUUGAUUUUGUGUACCUUUGAUUGUCUUUCAUUUGAGCCCUCGUUUUGUUGGCUUGGUGUAGCAAGAAUGUGGCUCAGCCUCUGGGGGAAAGAAAGUGUUGUUUCUGUUGAUUUCUGUAAUAAGCACAUUUUUUGAAAAAAGUGCAUCCUAUCCACACACACCCUUGUUACUCAUAGCCUUUUAUUUUGACCCAAAGAACACUCUGAGGGAGCCUAUCAAUUCCUCCUUUGACGUUUUAUUGCUGAAUGAACUGGGGGAUUUAAUUAGCCAAUACAGGCAAACAGAAUGCAAUGCAAUUCUGCCAUCCGAGACAUAAACUUAGAAGUUGCAUCUCAACACUUUAAGGCUUGCGCUGCCUCAAUACUAAGCUGCUGAAAUACUGUAAUGCCCACCAUUCAGCUUCUGUCCCAGAGGCAAUUGCUCCUCCCAUCAUGGCACAUGGCAAAGGAUGUCUGACGACUGGAAUGCAUUGAGCUAAUCAUUGUGAUUGAUGCCCUGGUACUAUGCAGAUUUGCUUGGGGAUAAAUCCUGAUUUCAAUGGGGUCUAGGUUUGGUUGAUCCAAACUGUGGUGGGCAUGACAAGCACCGAAUCCAAGCAGGGUUUCAUGCAGCCUGGUGUCACACUUAGGGUGCAAUCCACUUUACCUCAAAGUAAGCCCACGUCUACUUCCGAGUAGGCUUGUAUAGGCCUGUUCACGGGUUCCUAACUCAAACACCAGCCUUCUUCUGUGAAGCAUUUGCAUGCAAAGAGACUUCUCUCUGGCUCAUCCUUCAGUGGCAUAUGAUUGAUGCAGAUCGGAGGAAGUUUAUGCUGGCUAAGAACUUUUUUAAUGAAAUGCUGGACCUCACAGAAUUCUGCCCAGGUUAGUGAUUUUUGCUUGCCUACGUCGCUUAUAAACCAGCCUUUCCCCCCAAAGGUAAAUUCACAUAAGGUUGCAAAAUUAUCUGAUUUUUCCGAUUGCCUGGUUUAGCUCUCAUGACUUUUCACAAAGCUGGUAACUGCAUCUUUCCCACAAGGCUGGGAAUCCUUAGACCUGAGCACACGCACAAAUUGUAUUAAACCAGUACAAAAGGUGUUCAGGUUUGUAGUAUAGACUUGCAAAGAUAUGUACACCUUCUCAGUAAGCAUCAGGUGCAAAGUAACAUAUGCUUUCUCAUCCUUGAUUCUAUUUUGGAAAAUACGGAGCUUGAGGAUUUUAAAAUAUUUAAAAUAUUUGCCCAAGACCAUCUGAGUCCUAACUCUUCAGGGAUUCUAAGCCAAAUGUUCCCAAGACCAAAGAAUUUUUAUGAAGAAGUAAUUUUAAAUACUUUACACAUCAGGAGUGGACUUUCUGAUCCUGAUGAGUGCAGCCCGAUCUGUUGUAUGUUUACUCAUAAGUAAGUCUCACUGAUUUUAAUGUUGCUUAUUCCCAGAUAACUGAGCAUUGCAGACUGUAGCCUCUUUCUUUCUUUCUUUCUUUCUUUCUUUCUUUCUUUCUUUCUUUCUUUCUUUCUUUCUUUCUUCCCUUCAAAAAAUUGGUUUUAGAGAGGGCAGUUCCAGUUCUAGGAUAGCAUCGCUAUAUAAACCCAACACCUUUGUACUUGUCCUACAUAUUAAGUAGAGAAAUUG
Molecule: messenger RNA, 4702 nt
Organism: Podarcis raffonei (Aeolian wall lizard)
Lineage: Eukaryota; Metazoa; Chordata; Lepidosauria; Squamata; Lacertidae
Gene: PDE1C
Product: phosphodiesterase 1C
Exons: 17
Coding region: 361-2436 (691 amino acids)
Biological process (GO): signal transduction
Molecular function (GO): 3',5'-cyclic-nucleotide phosphodiesterase activity
Source: RefSeq, a predicted model, not a curated record